Molecule: messenger RNA, 2008 nt
Organism: Gadus morhua (Atlantic cod)
Lineage: Eukaryota; Metazoa; Chordata; Actinopteri; Gadiformes; Gadidae
Gene: cct6a
Product: chaperonin containing TCP1, subunit 6A (zeta 1)
Exons: 13
Coding region: 126-1721 (531 amino acids)
Biological process (GO): protein folding
Molecular function (GO): ATP binding; ATP hydrolysis activity; ATP-dependent protein folding chaperone
Source: RefSeq, a predicted model, not a curated record
CGUGACCAAGAGCACGUGGUGGAUGCUUCUGGAAGAUCGCUCCCUUUUCACGAGCCGCCUAGGCCAAGCAGUCUAGACUCCCUACCGGCGAAACAUCACUCCGUCGCUGGCUCUCUUGCUCCACUAUGUCGGCCAUAAAGUCCCUGAACCCGAAAGCCGAAGUGGCCCGCGCCCAUGCCGCCCUUGCGGUCAACAUCAGCGCGGCCCGCGGGCUCCAGGACGUGCUGAAGAGCAACCUGGGUCCGAAAGGCACCAUGAAGAUGCUGGUCUCCGGCGCAGGCGACAUCAAGUUGACCAAAGAUGGAAAUGUUUUGUUACACGAGAUGCAAAUUCAGCAUCCCACUGCAACACUCAUCGCUAAGGUUGCCACGGCACAGGAUGACAUCACGGGAGACGGGACCACCUCCAAUGUCCUCAUCAUCGGUGAACUGCUGAAGCAGGCUGACCUCUACGUGUCAGAGGGCCUCCAUCCCAGAAUCAUCGCCGAGGGCUUUGAGGAGGCCAAGGGGAAGGCCCUGGCCUUCCUGGAGGAGGUGAAGGUGGUGCGAGAGAUGGACAGGGAGACUCUGAUCAGCGUAGCGCGCACCUCCCUCAGAACCAAGGUCCACAAGGAGCUGGCCGACCUCCUCACUGAGGCUGUUGUCGAUGCUGUGCUUGCCAUCGCUGUUCCCAAUGAGUCCAUUGACCUGUACAUGGUGGAGAUCAUGGAGAUGAGGCACAAGACCGACAGCGACACUCAGCUGAUCCGAGGGCUGGUCCUGGACCACGGUGCCAGACACCCCGACAUGAAGAAGAGGGUGGAGGACGCCUUUGUGCUGACCUGCAACCUGUCCCUGGAGUACGAGAAGACGGAGGUCAACUCCGGCUUCUUCUACAAGAGCGCAGAGGACCGGGAGAAGCUUGUGUCGGCGGAGAGGAAGUUCAUCGAGGAGCGCGUGCAGAAGAUCAUCGCGCUCAAGAAAGCCGUCUGUCCCGAUGGCAAGAAGGGCUUUGUGGUCAUCAACCAGAAGGGUAUUGAUCCAUACUCUCUGGAUUCCCUCGCCAAGGAAGGCAUUGUUGCUCUGCGCAGAGCAAAGAGGAGGAACAUGGAGAGACUCACAUUAGCUUGCGGUGGCAUUGCAAUGAAUUCCGUUGAUGACCUCACUCCAGAGUGCUUGGGCCAUGCCGGACUUGUGUACGAACACACACUGGGAGAGGAGAAGUACACGUUUGUGGAGAAGUGUGGUAACCCUCGCUCGGUGACCCUGCUGGUGAAGGGGCCCAACAAGCACACCCUCACACAGAUCAAAGAUGCUGUCAGGGAUGGGCUGCGCGCCGUCAAGAACGCCAUCGAGGACGGAUGCGUGGUGUCCGGGGCAGGGGCGUUUGAGGUGGCAGUGGCCGACGCCCUGGUGAAGCACAAGCCCAAGGUCAAGGGAAGGGCCCAGCUGGGAGUGCAGGCCUUCGCUGACGCUCUCCUCAUCAUUCCCAAGGUUCUGGCCCAGAACUCUGGCUACGACCCCAUGGAGACCCUGGUGAAGCUGCAGACGGAGUAUAAGGAGUCUGGCCAGCUAGUGGGAGUGGACCUCAGUACAGGUGAACCAAUGGUGGCUUCAGAAGCAGGCGUUUGGGAUAACUACAGCGUCAAGAAACAGCUCCUUCAUUCAUGCACGGUGAUUGCCAGUAACAUCUUGCUGGUAGAUGAGAUCAUGAGAGCUGGAAUGUCUUCUCUGAAGGGUUAAGCGCCGCCUAUAGACCACGUCGCUGUCCCCAUGGAUGGUCCUCUAGCAAAUCGGAUGGUCCACAGCGCCUCACUGCUUGUGGCACGAUGAUGCACCCCGCAGUCUGAUGGACAGCCCAUUAUUAUAUGUCCCUUUGUCCAUUAUCUGUGUCAAAGAUAAUUGCUAGCUCCCAGUUUAUGGAUUUGUCAUCACUUCUUUUAAAUGACUUGUCUAUUUAAGAGAUUGUUAAGCACUGAACGGUCAUCCAGUUUUGUUUCUACUCAUUAAAAGUGUUCCUUGCUCAUGAA